Seriola aureovittata is the source of this 1439-nucleotide messenger RNA. RefSeq names its product immunoglobulin lambda-1 light chain-like. The record is from RefSeq and is a predicted model, not a curated record. NCBI's taxonomy places the organism in Eukaryota, Metazoa, Chordata, Actinopteri, Carangiformes, Carangidae. The coding region runs from base 101 to 1069 and encodes 322 amino acids. The transcript is spliced from 6 exons.
GUGGCCCUCGUCUGAGCUCACAGCUCGUCCUUGUUUGGCCUCAGCUGCAUCAGAGCUCCACUUCUCCCCAGCUUCACCAGAGGAAACACCACGGCACAAAAUGCUUUUCCUCCCAGCUGCUGCUCUGUGCUGUCUGUGUUCAGCGCUGGUUGCCAUGGCAGCAGAGCUGAUGCAGGACCAGUUAUCAUUGACCAGGAGAGUUGGUGAAACAGUCUCCUUCAGCUGUGGAGGAACUCAGCAGUGUGACUACAACUCUUAUGUGUUCUGGUAUCAGAAGAAAGAGACAGAAACAUUCGGUCUGAUUCUGUACAUUGACAAAGAUAAUGGCAAAAUAGAGUCAGGUUUCAAUCAUCCUCAGAAAGAUGAUUUCACAGCUGUUAAUAAACAGAACGGCUGUGAGUUGAAGAUAAAGAACGUUAAACUCUCUCAUUCAGCCUCCUACUACUGCUCCUGUUAUAAGAGAGAUCCCCACAGAGGGUACCUCAUCUUUGGCUCUGGAACUAAACUGUAUGUAACAGAUGAGGCCGUAGUGAAGCCCGUGGUGAGCGUGUACCCAGCAGCACCCAGAGCCCACCCUGAGGGGAAGAGCUCCCUGCUGUGUCUGGCCUCAGCCAUGUCUCCUCCUCUGGUCCAGUUCUCCUGGAAAAGACAGAAGGAGGAUGGUCCUCUGGAGGAGCUGAAACCUGAUGAUGGAGAGCAGCUGGAGCUCAGAGAGUCGGGACGCACCGCCGCCAUCUUGCUGAUCCAUCAGCCAGAGAACAGCACAUAUAAAUACCGCUGCUGCGUCGAGCACGAGGGCGGCAAAGUGGAGGCCCAAACACAACAAGAGGUUCCAGCUCCAGCAGCCCCCUGUCCUCCAGAGAGAGAGCCAGCAGACCUGGCAGCUCUGCAGCAAGAUGACUUUGCAGUGGUUCCCCUGGAUCCUCUCCAGCCUCAGUGCAGGGUGAAGCUGCUCUGUCUGCUCUACACAGUGCUGAUAGUGAAGAGUCUGGUGUACUGCUGUGGACUCUCUCUGCUGAUGAUCCUCACAAACAAGGGACCGUCCAUCAACUGCACACAUGCUGACUGACUGUUUUCUGCUGGCCUUUUCUCACCAUCAAAUCUCAUCACUUCAUCUCAUUUAUCUCUUUGAUCACUGUUCACAAAUUUAAGCCAAAUGUAUCUUUAUAUUCACAGGUUAGAUACAGUCUGUCUACUAAUAAUAAAUACAUGGAGACAUACAUUAUAUUUUACUUGUCAAAUUUGCAUUUUUCAUUAUUUCUUUAUUUUGAUGCUGUAUUUUUUUCCACUUUUAAUUGUGGCUUGUGUAAUCAGCUGCUUGGCAGAUAUUUAUGUUAUUUUCUCCCCUUCUUGUUUCAUUUUAUAUCUCAUACAGGCCUAAGUUUUACUUUGACAAAAAUUAUUUCAGUUUUACUCUUUGAAUAAAAUGAAAAAUCACA